UGUGUGUGUGUAUGUGUGUGUGUGUGUGUGUGUGUGUGUGCAUCUUCACAGGGAUUUAAAGAGUAUUUUUCUUUUAUUUGGUGAUAUAAUUGAGAGAUGGUAGAGGGUUUUUGGAAUUACAGGUCAAAAUAAUUGACCGGAAACUUCUGAGGCGUGUAGAAAUACGAGCCUGUGGAUUUGAGCCAGCCGUUGUAUGCGUGAACCUUUUGUGGUAGGGAGGGGCUGUGGGUGCACACAUACACUGAGGGAGAGAUAAGGACGUGUUAGCAGGUUGUCAGAUGGGGACUGCAGCACCUCACAGUCCCAGAUGUCCCUUUCUCCUUGCGGUGAUCAUUUCUCUGCCUUCCUUACCACCAUUAUGGAUCUUUUGUCAAUCACAAGACGCUCAAUGAGAUUGAACAGAGCAGCUGCUCUGACUGACCCCCUUCAAGUGGAAUUCUGAGACAAGGUGAAAUCCUUCAGUAUGGUGAGCCAUCCUUCUGCUGCCACACUUCAGAACCUCUUGCUGUGUUUCCUAUUGUCGGUGUGUAGUUGGAACAGGGCAGCCUGUGCUCUUGGGGAGGGCCGGAAGAUUUGGCAGCAGCCCAAGACAGACCCCAUCGAAGCCCAGUCUUUACUUCAUGACACUUUCCCUGUAGGAUUUCUCUGGGGUUCAGGGACGUCUGCCUUCCAGACAGAAGGAGCAUGGAACCAGGAGGGGAAGGGAACCUCCAUCUGGGACCAUUUCACCCACUCAUCUGUCAGUGGGAAUUCAGCAGCGGAAACUGCAAGUGUGGCAAGUGACAGCUACACUCACUGGGAAGAAGAUGUUAAGGCUCUGGAGUUGCUGGGUGUAAGAUCUUACUCCUUCUCUCUCUCCUGGCCGAGGCUCUUUCCUGAUGGGAAUGCCAUGAGUCAGCCCAACAAAGCUGCUGUGGAGCAUUACAGCCGCCUCAUAGAGAGGCUUCUGGAAAAGAAGAUCGAGCCCAUCGUCACUCUCCAUCACUGGGACUUGCCACAGGCCCUGCAGGAGCGAUAUGGAGGCUGGAAAAACGACACGCUGGUGGGACUGUUUGAGGAGUAUGCUGCCUUUUGUUUCAACACGUUUGGGAGUCGUGUGAGGUACUGGCUCACGAUGCAUAACCCAUACCUGAUGGCUGUACAGGGGUAUGGGACAGGUGUGCACGCUCCUGGAGAGGUGGGGGGUCCCUCUAGCUCUCUUAUUGUGGCCCACAACCUGAUCAGGGCACACGCCAAAGCAUGGCACACCUACAACACCCAUUUCCGCCCAACUCAGAAGGGUAAAAUAUCAAUUGUUCUGGGAUCACACUGGGUUGAGCCUCAAAGAGGCCAAGCCACCACUGCCAAUGUUGAGCUUUGCCAGCAGUCAGUAGAGGCUGUGCUCGGCUGGUUUGCCAACCCCAUCUUUGGAGAUGGGGACUAUCCAGUCUCUCUCAGAAUCAAGCAUGGGGCCCUCGUGCCCACAUUCACCCCUGAGGAGAAGCUCUGGGUGCAGAAAACCGCAGACUUUUUUGCUCUGUCCUUCGGGCCUAACAACCUCCGUCUGGGUCGGAGCCUGGUCCAGUAUGGGCAGACUGUGACCCCAGUCCUGAGGCGCAUAUUGAGCUGGAUAAAGCUGGAGUACGGGGACCCAAGGUUGCUUGUGGCUGAAGGAGGCUGGUUCUCUGAAGCAAGUGUGGAAAGGGAGGACACAGUGCCCAUCUAUCUAAUGAAGAGUUUUAUCAACCAGGUCCUACAAGCUAUUAAGUUUGAUGGUGUGCAGGUGUUUGGCUACAUUGCCUGGUCAUUGGUGGAUGGAUUUGAGUGGAAUUAUGGCUACACUGUUAGGCGAGGCCUUUUCUACAUUGACUUCAACGAACCAAAUCGUACCAGGACCCCCAAGACGUCUGCUCAGUACUACCAGCAUGUUGUCGCUGGCAACGGCUUCCUCAAAGAUAAAACCUUCAGAGAGGUUAAAGGUCGUUUCCCUUGUGACUUUCACUGGGGUAUUGCUGACUCCACUUUACAGGUCCACUUCGACCCUUUCUCACCACAGUAUACUGACCCUCAUUUGUACAGCUGGAACCUGACGGGAGAUGGAUCAUUGCUUCCCAUCCCAGGGGUGAAGCUCCCCAUAAGACCGGCCCAGUGCACCGACUAUUUGGCCAUCCGUAGUCACCUUCGUUUAUUUGCAUCCACAGGGGCAUCUCACUACCGCUUUGCCCUAAACUGGUCUCUGAUCUUACCCCAUGGAGACCUCUCUAAUGUGAACACUGAGGCUCUGAGGUACUACCGCUGUGUCCUGACCGAGCUCAGGAAGCUGAACCUGGAGGCUGUCGUAAUUCUCUACUACCCCUCACACAGAGCUCCAAAUCUGGGUUUACCAGGGCCAAUUCAUGCUUCUGGGGGCUGGCUCAACUACAGCACAGUUGAAGCUUUUCAGGAAUACGCAGCACUAUGCUACCAACAGCUGGGGUCCUGGGUUCGAUACUGGAUCACCAUCAAUGAGCCAAACAGACUCGUAGACAUUUAUUCCAAUGCGAAAGAGAAGCAUCAAGCAGCUCAUAAUCUUCUUCUGGCUCAUGCAAAAGCCUGGAGGUUAUAUGAGAGGGAACAUUUCAGUCAACAGAGAGCACUGGUAUCACUCGCACUACAUGCUGACUGGGCUGAACCGGCCAACCCCUUCCUGGACUCACAUACGGCAGCAGCACAGAGAUUCCUUUUGUUUGAACUUGGUCGCUUUUUAGACCCGUUGCUGGGAACCAGGUAUGAGGAGAAGCAUAGCCAGGGGGGGUACCCAAAAGAAAUGAGGGCAUACCUGGAUGAGAGAGCUCGAGUAAUGGGCCUCCCUGGAUCUCCUCUGCCUACUUUUACUGACACGGAGAAGGAGGAGCUGAGAGGGGCUUUGGAUUUUAUCGCAUUGGACCAUUUUACCACCCGUUUGGUGUCUCCAUAUCCUCACACACAAGACAGUUUUCAGCAAAAAGAACCGCCUGAUCAUGACUGUCUUACCCUUUCUGAUCCCACCUGGCCUUCAUCCAGUCUGGGGCAGGCUACUGUACCCUGGGGCCUGAGGAAGACGCUGAACUGGGUGAACCAGAGAUAUGGAAGGGCUCUACCUAUCAUUGUGACUGCCAGUGGGGUUGAUGAUCAGGCUCCCGUUGAGGACAAACUCAGGCAACACUACCUCAGGAGUUACCUGCAAGAGGCUCUCAAAGCUCACCAUUUAGAUAGAGUCAACCUGCAGGGCUUCUACAUGUGGAAACUGCAAGAUCGACAUGUCCCCCAGUUUGGGCUUUUCACUUCGAACCAACACCAAUCCAAAGCGAAGGCCUCCGUCGCUGUCUACAGAGAAAUUAUCACUCACAGCGGUUUCCCGGAGGAUGACACCGUGCGGACCUGCAGGCUCAGCGAGCUGCGCGAACGCUGCUCUGCAUGUGAAUGGAUGUUCAAGAACAAAGCGAUGUUGGUUUUCGGAGGCUGCCUCCUGGUAACAGCUGUUAUGUUGACAGCACUCGUUAUCUUUGUCGUCAUCACCAAGAGAAACCAAAGAAGAGGCAGAGGGAGGAGGACGAACAGGAUGCACAGGAGGCGAAGAAGGGAAGGAGUACCUGUAUGCUCAUAUCCAUCUGUUCUUAAGCGCUAACUGUGGAAGAGGUUGACUCAGUACAAAUUAUGUGUAGCUCAGAGACAGAGACGAUCCGUGAUCUGGUCCAUUGAUACUUGUUGUCUGAUCAAUUUUCCCACAAUCACUGUAAAGAAAAAGUGUCUUCAUCCAUUAUACUGUAAUGAUGGGUUAUUAAAAAAUGGUAUGGAGGGAAAUGAGCCGGGGUAAUUGUGUAAGUUCCUUUAUUUGUGUAUUAAAAAAGACCACGAGAUGGCAACAGAUUUACUGAAUGUCACGUCUCGUACAAAACUUGAGUAUGUGAGCUCUGUGGUUUACAGUAAAGAAAAAAAAACUUUUCAUAAAUGUUGACCCCAUUUUUGACCUUCACUGUGGAGAAAAUGUGUAAAUGCCAUGAUUCUUGUUGUGUAAAAAAAAUUCUGUCAGUGAGGAUUCAAUUGUGUAGAUCAGACUAUAAUGUGGCUAUAUGAUAGUUUAUACCAAGAUAAGAGACAUUUAGCUCACACAUCAUUGUGGAUUGUAUCAGAAAGAAGAGGUGGUAUCCACUUUAUUCAAACACGAGAAGUGACGUUUACUGUGGCACCCAUGACACAGUCACCAACGUCUAUCUUCAUGGGACAAGGAUGCCCCCUAGUGUCACUGUACGCAGCGUUUUCACUGUAAAAUGAUGGUCCUGUCCUUUCUCUAAAAAAAAUGGGAGGAAUACCAAAAGUACAUGAAAUGCUUUUCGUUUUAGAGGACGUCAUGGUUGCUACUUCUUUAGUACGGUAAACUUAGAGUACAGUUUGUAUGGCAACACAUGUGGAUGCGUCAUCUCUUAUCUAUUCUGUGGUGACUUAAAAGUAAGACAUAUUUUCUUUUAACUCAUCUGAUUCCCUACCUGUUUUCAAAGGCAUCUUAGAUUUGUAUGAGAGACGGAUCUGAGAUGCACUGGCUCAACUCCAAUCGUCAGGCAAAAUGAGGAGCUUGUCGUUUACUUGUGAUCUUACAGCUGCAGUGGAAAGGGACUGCAGGUGAUACAUAGUGGUAGUGUUGCCUAACUUCACUGAAGGGCGUUUUCUGACCCUGAGUGAGUGAACACUUGGUAAUCUGCUAGUCACUGUGUUGAAAAUAAAAAGCCCCAACAGUUUA
This is a messenger RNA of Scophthalmus maximus (turbot), 4735 nucleotides long. RefSeq names its product klotho beta (gene klb). Gene Ontology annotation, molecular function: fibroblast growth factor binding; fibroblast growth factor receptor binding; hydrolase activity, hydrolyzing O-glycosyl compounds. Bases 464 to 3625 code for a protein of 1053 amino acids. The record is from RefSeq and is a predicted model, not a curated record. The transcript is spliced from 6 exons. Gene Ontology annotation, biological process: carbohydrate metabolic process; fibroblast growth factor receptor signaling pathway. NCBI's taxonomy places the organism in Eukaryota, Metazoa, Chordata, Actinopteri, Pleuronectiformes, Scophthalmidae.